Messenger RNA from Drepanopeziza brunnea f. sp. 'multigermtubi' MB_m1, 246 nucleotides. RefSeq lists its product as uncharacterized. NCBI's taxonomy places the organism in Eukaryota, Fungi, Ascomycota, Leotiomycetes, Helotiales, Drepanopezizaceae. The record is from RefSeq and is a predicted model, not a curated record.
AUGGUCUCUAUCAAAACCAUGCUUGUCGUGCUCUUCAUCUCUGCAGUAAGCGCAAAGAAGCAACUUUGUUAUUGCGGCGAUCCGGAAGAAACGCAGGUCAUUUGCAACCUACUCGCUCAAACCGACGUCAAAUUCAUUGAUGGGGGGGACUGCGAAGUAAUUGAUCACAAUGCCGCCGCUUCUUUCACUAUGACAUGCGCUUUGAGCGACAAGAAUCGCUUCGGUGCCGAUUGCCGAGAACCUUAA